AGCUUUGUACACACCAGCGUGCGCAAUUUUUUACACAUGUAUCCCCUUGUAUGUACUGUAGCUGUAUACACUAUUAUAUUCAAGGCUAUGAAACAUGCGGAUUCGUCAAGGUAAUCCGCUGAUAGACCCUUCAUGGGGAUCCCAUGUCCGCUUCCUGCUCCUGUCACAAACGAGGGCAGCCUCGAGUUGUCAGGGAAUGUCGUCGCGAGUACGUGUCGAUGAGUACUACCGCCAGCAUUAUGUAUUGGCCGUCGAUGAAUGAAUGAAUCGUGAUUGCGUCCACAACGACGCGACUCUACUAACGAUUGCAAUUGCUUGGCUUUGUUUGUAAAGUCGACGUCCGUGCCGAACCAAUAGUCGUUGAUAAUUAUCUUCAAAGAAAUGUCUACUACUCCUUCAGCAUUCAACCUCUUCGGAAACAAGGAUACUUCGUCAGACAAGAAAGAUGCCAGCACAUUGCCUGCGACCAGCCUCUUCGGCCUGAAGCCUGCGACCGCGGCAGCUACUACCCCUGCAGCAUCAACACCACCAACCAAUUUGUUUGGUGCAAAGAACGCCACUGCCCCUGCAGCACCUGUGACCAACUUGUUUGGUGGUAAAUCCACAACCACAACCACCGCCACGACGACCGCACCGCAAGUGCAACCAACCCUUGGACUGUCAAAGGAAUGUGAAAAGCCAAAAGAUGCGUCCACUGUCACCACCACUUCAGUAGCAGUGCCUCCACCAUCGGCACUCAGGGGGAAAACCAUCGAGGAAAUAGUAAAUAAGUGGUCAUCUGAACUGGAGGUGCAUGUCCGGGAGUUCAACAAGUUCGCUGGUGAAGUGGCUGUGUGGGAUCGAGCCUUGAUGGAAAAUGGUAACAAUCUGGCUGCUCUGUUUACCCAUGUCCAGGCUGUGGAGCGGGAACAAAAUGACAUUGAUCAAGCUCUCGAUCACAUCGAGCAACAGCAGAAGGAUCUCUCCGCGACGCUGGAUGCGUACGAGCGAUCUGCGGAAGAACUUUUUGGAGAAAGCGGCACUUUGCGGGCGCUCGAUACUGGACCCGCUGACACCGAGCGGGAUAAAAAUUAUAUGCUGGCCACAGAGCUUCAUGCUCACCUGGACGAUUUGUCUGGAUCGUUGACACAGAUGAUUGAUUCGGUCAAUGCGCUAUCUUUAAUACCGAAUGGGUCACAAGGGACAGUUGGCAACGAUGAUCCCAUGACCCAGAUAUCUCAGAUCUUGAGCAGUCAUUUGGACAGCCUGCAAUGGAUCGAUGGGGCUGUGCGCGAAGUCGAGGGUAAGGUAAAUGAGGUGGAGAGGCACGUACGAGAAGCGGGUGGAGUAAAUACGGUAACGGGAAGCGCUGUGACAAAGACUAGGGGAUUUGGGAUAAACCGUUGAACUUUAGUGUCACUACUUACCUUCCACAGGGAUCCCAUGAUAUUAGUAUGUUCUUGCAAGCUACGAAAUGCAAAAUGACUACUGCAGCACUCACAUCACACCCCAUGCAUCACCGCUCUAUAGUGAUAAUGUGAUUUUUGUACCACUUUGCUAUUCCUACUUGGAGUGAGCGGCAACGUACGUAAAACACGUGGGAUUACACGUGAUUGU
Suillus bovinus is the source of this 1596-nucleotide messenger RNA. Its product is annotated as Nsp1-like C-terminal region-domain-containing protein. Gene Ontology annotation, molecular function: phospholipid binding; structural constituent of nuclear pore. The transcript is spliced from 8 exons. Bases 382 to 1386 code for a protein of 334 amino acids. The record is from RefSeq and is a predicted model, not a curated record. NCBI's taxonomy places the organism in Eukaryota, Fungi, Basidiomycota, Agaricomycetes, Boletales, Suillaceae. Gene Ontology annotation, biological process: protein import into nucleus; RNA export from nucleus. Gene Ontology annotation, cellular component: nuclear pore central transport channel; nuclear pore.